Messenger RNA from Plasmodium gaboni, 3507 nucleotides. Its product is annotated as putative aldo-keto reductase. Bases 1 to 3507 code for a protein of 1168 amino acids. The transcript has a single exon. The record is from RefSeq and is a predicted model, not a curated record. Lineage: Eukaryota; Apicomplexa; Aconoidasida; Haemosporida; Plasmodiidae.
AUGAAAUAUAAAAACAGAUUAUUCGUUAUUCUUUUCAUAACUUUCUAUUCAACAUACAUAUGUAAUAUAUUGUGUGUAUUAUUAAAGGAACCUUCUUAUUAUAAUGUAACCCACGUUCCAAAUUUUAAGAGUAUUAAAAAUUUUAAAAAUAUUUAUAAAAAAUAUAAUAUCAACAAUGAAUUAAAUUUAUCAAUAUAUAAAAAUAAAAACAAAACAAAAAAAAGAAAAUCAAGCUUUUAUUUUAUUACAAACAAUUAUAUUUUACACUUCACACCAACUCGUUAUAACAAAAACAUUAUUAAAUAUAAAGAUUUUUCCACACCCAACAGCAAAAAGGAUUAUCAAAUAUACAAUCUCAAUAAAAAUAAACAAAAGUUAUACAGUAAUGAUCGAGAAAAAGAACAGGACAAAAAAAAAAGUACAUCCAAAAAUAAAACAAAAACAAGAAAGACACAACAAAAUAAGGACGAUAAAAGUUUAAUAUCCACAGAAAAAGAAACCUCGAAAUCAAAAUCAACAUUGAGAAAAAAUAAAAAUAACUCAAAAGAAGUAAACUUAACUAUUCAGGAAAAAAAUGAAGAAAAUAAAGAAAUAAAAGAAGCACAAAUUAAAAAUAAAAGAACAUACAAAAAAAAGAAAACUGAAAGUAUUCAAAAUUCAGACAAAAUUGAAGACACAGACAAAAAUAAAAAUACAGCCAAAAGCGAAGAAACAGCUAAAAAUAAAAAAACAGCCAAAAGCGAAGAAACAGCUAAAAAUAAAAAAAUAGCCAAAAGCGAAGAAACAGCUAAAAAUAAAAAAACAGUCAAAAGCAAAGAAACAGCUAAAAAUAAAAAAACAGCCAAAAGCGAAGAAACAUAUAAUGAAAAAAAAAAACCAACAUUGAGAAAAAAAAUUAAUGAAUCAGAAGAAACCUUAAACCUUCAUCAUCCAAUAAAUACAAACAUAGAAGACCAAAAUGGAAAAGCAACAACAGAUGAAAAAAAUAAAAAAAUAAAAGAGCAAGAAAUAGAACUUGCCGAAUUAAUUAAACAUGAACGGGAUUAUGGAGAUGAAGAUGAUGAGGAAGAGAAUUUAGAACAAUAUUAUGAUGACUUACAAAAUGAUAAUGAUACACAAGAUGUGUCAGCUAGCAAAAAAGAGGAGGAAGAAGAAAAAAGAAAGCAAAUGAAAUCCAUUCAAGAAGAAAAGGAAAAAUUGGAAAGACAAAAAAAAAUAGAUUUUAUAAAAAAAGUAGAACAUUUAUUAGAAGAAGAUGAAAAAAAUCAUGUACUAUAUGAAAAACGACCAGAUAUAGAUAAAUUAAAAUUUGGUGAUAAGCCACCACCAGGAAGUGAAGAUUUAAUAAACACGAUAUUAAAAAAUGUAAAUGAAGAUAACAAUAAAAAUCAAAUUGAUAAAAUAGAAGAAAUGAAUAAGUUAAAAAAAAAACAUUUAUUUUAUGAAUUGUACAGAAUAAGUAAUUCUAGUUCAUUUAAAGCACAUAAAAUAUACACACAUCCAGAUUUAAUAUAUGGAAUGAAAUAUCGAAAAUUAGGUGAAAGUAAUUUAUGUGUAAGUGAAUUAUGUAUAGGUACAAAUAUGUAUGAGAAUGAUAAUUUUAUUAGUAAAGAUGAUGUAAAUGUAUUAUUAAAUAUGGCUUUUUAUGAAUAUGGAAUAAAUUUUUUUGAUAUAUGUGAAUAUGAUCCCUUUCCAUUUGAUCCAGAUAGUUAUCGAAAGAGUAAAAAUAGAAAUAUGAAUUUAUUUCUUAAAGAUAAAAAAAGGGAAAAUGUUAUUAUAAAUUUAAGGAUGUGUUCUUCAAGAAAUGUUAAUAAAUUAGAAUACGGAGAUUAUUAUUUAAGUUGGAUAAUGGAAGGAUUAAAGGAUGAUACUCCGACUUUUUAUAACAUAGAAGAAAGGUUAGAUAAAAUAUUAAAAAAUCUAAAUACAAAUUAUGUAGAUAUAUUGACAAUAGAUAUUCCUGAACGUUAUAUUCCUAAUAACCAAAAAGGAGAAGAUACAUAUAUAUGGGGAUAUGAAAAUUUAAAUGCAGAACAAAAUAAAAAUUCGAUAUCUAUCGAAGAACAAUUUGAUAUAUUAGAAAAGUUAAUUUUAAAAGGAAAGGUUAGACAUAUUGCAGUAUCAAAUGAAAGUGUAUGGGGUAUAUAUCAAUGGUGUAAUUUAGCAAAAAAAAAAAAAAAAAACUAUAUGAAAAUUGUAUGUGUUCAAAAUUUAUAUAAUUUACUUCAUAAAAAUGAAGUUGAAUCUUCAGGACUUGUAGAAAUGAUAUUAAAAGAAAAUUAUAAUGUACCAUUAGUACCAUAUGGUUUAUUAGCUGGAGGAAUAUUAACUGGAAAAUAUUUAGAUCCAGAACGAUAUCAUACCAUGGGUCCAGAAAAAGUACUAGGAGAUGAUCAAUUAGAUCAUGAUUUAAAUGAAGCUAGAGGUAAUAUACCGGAAGAUUAUGGUUAUUUAUCAUAUGGUCCAAAGAAUGGUAGAUGUAAUAAAUAUCCUCAUUUAUACAAAUCACAUAGAUGUGUAUGGGCACAAGAUGCUACAGGUGAAUAUUUAAAAUUAGCUAGAUCUCAUGGUAUGUCCUUAUCUCAAUUAAGUUUAAGCUAUGUUUAUAGUAGACCAUUUGUUGGUUCAUCAAUUAUAGGUCCUAGAACAUUAGGACAAUUAAAAGAUUCGAUUUUUGCAUUAAAUUAUCCAAUGUAUCAGCACACAGAAUGGGAUAUACAUGAAAUAUUUUUACGUUAUAGAGGUUGUACUAUGGAUGGAAAUACUAUAUUAAAUUCACUAGAUGAUCCUAAUAAAACUAGCCAAAAUGUUUUUUAUAAAACAGCUAAUAUACCUAUAUUAAGUGGUGGAACCUAUUGGAAAAACUAUCCUUUACCACAUAUUAUGAAAAGAUAUGAAUAUACAGAUUUAAAAGAAGAACAGGAUAGAAUAAAAUCAACCUUUGGUUUAAAUGAUGAACCAAAUGAUGCAAAUUUUAUUAGUUCUCGUAUGUGGGUAGAAAGAGAAAAAAGGAAAGGUGAAUAUUUUGCUGUAAAGGAGAGUAAUAUUUUUAAAUGGAAUAAAUUUAAAAUUUAUAAAGGUGCUUAUACAAAAUUAAGUGAAAAAGAAAAACAAGUUUAUGAUACUAGUGAUUUUCAUUUUACUUUUAAAAACAAUACAAUAUCUGUUACACCUACAGAUGAAGAAAUCAAAAAUUUUUAUGAUAACGAAAAGAAGAUCAAAAAAAUUAUUACUCAAAAUAUUAAUGAUCAUCAAGAAUUAUUUCAAUAUAAAGAAGAAUUAGGUCAAGAUCUACCAGCACCUUUCAAUAAUUUAGAUAUUGAUUUAAUAUACAAGCAAUUAUUAAAUAGACACAAUAUAAAUCCAUUAGAUAAAAAAGAAUUGGAUUCAAUAUAUGAGUAUAUAAAAUUAACACCUUCCGAAUUAGAAACAGAAGAUUUCUGGUACAUAUAUAAAUACAAUCCAUUUGAUACAUCCUUUGCAUUUAGAACAGGAACAGAGCCAUGA